Messenger RNA from Austrofundulus limnaeus, 1314 nucleotides. RefSeq names its product mitochondrial uncoupling protein 2. Gene Ontology annotation, biological process: transmembrane transport. The record is from RefSeq and is a predicted model, not a curated record. Lineage: Eukaryota; Metazoa; Chordata; Actinopteri; Cyprinodontiformes; Rivulidae.
AUUUUGGAGGAGCUUCCAGUCCUUUAAAAAAGUCACUUCUGGAUCUUUGUUUUGAACAAACGGAUUUUAGAAAUGGUUGGAUUUGGACCUGCAGAUGUGCCUCCGUCAGCAGCGGURAAGUUUGUGGGAGCAGGAGCUGCAGCCUGCGUUGCUGACCUGCUCACGUUUCCGCUGGAYACGGCUAAAGUGAGGCUGCAGAUCCAGGGAGAGAGCAGCGCAGCGAGUUCGGUGAGGUAUCGUGGCGUGUUUGGCACCAUCAUCUCCAUGGUGCGCACGGAGGGACCUCUGAGUCUCUACAGUGGACUGGUGGCCGGACUCCAGAGACAAAUGAGCUUCGCCUCUGUUCGUAUCGGUUUAUAUGACUCUGUUAAACAGUUCUACACCCGAGGCACAGACCAUGCUGGCAUUGGUAGUCGGCUGCUUGCAGGGUGCACCACUGGAGCCAUGGCUGUUGCUUUUGCUCAGCCCACGGACGUGGUGAAGGUUCGUUUUCAGGCUCAGGCCAUAUCCGGUGAGCACGCUAGACACUACUGUGGCACCAUUGAUGCUUACAAGACCAUCGGUAGGGAAGAAGGGAUUCGAGGGCUCUGGAAAGGAACAGCACCAAACAUUGCACGCAAUGCCAUUGUUAACUGCACAGAACUGGUGACGUAUGACUUCAUUAAGGAUCUGCUGCUCAAGUCCACUCCCUUGACAGAUAACCUGCCUUGCCACUUCGUAUCGGCCUUCRGUGCCGGGUURUGCACGACUGUGAUCGCCUCUCCUGUCGAUGUGGUCAAGACGAGGUACAUGAACUCUGCUCCGGKCCAGUACGGCAGCGUUCUCAAUUGUGCUGCUGCCAUGAUGACCAAAGAGGGGCCACUUGCUUUUUAUAAGGGGUUCAUGCCGUCAUUCUUACGGCUGGGCUCCUGGAAUGUGRUGAUGUUUGUUACUUAUGAGCAGCUGAAACGAGCCAUGAUGGCAGCAAAUAACAGCAAUAUGGCUUCACUGUAGGCAAUGAUGUCUAUCUGAAAGGCUGCUACUAUACCACACCUGCCUUUUASAUGUAAUCAGCUUUUAUUAUAAUAUUUCAAAAGCCAUUACUGYUUGUAGGAGCGCAACAUGUGUAAUWAAUAUGUUAGAAAUGYUGCAAACCUAGAGCUUGUUUGAUCAGAMGCUUGCUGGCAGAGGAKAGUGACMYAGGAAACUGAAUGUCAAACGCCAUGAUGAGGUUUCCUCUCUGGGAUGGAUCCUGUGGCAGCGGCAUGCCUUCUCCAGUCACCACUUUCUCGUACGCAGGGCUGAUAUGUUACAACAAACAGAUCAGAAAGAGAG